Ostreococcus tauri is the source of this 819-nucleotide messenger RNA. RefSeq names its product Ubiquitin supergroup. Gene Ontology annotation, molecular function: protein binding. The record is from RefSeq and is a predicted model, not a curated record. The transcript has 4 exons. Bases 1 to 819 code for a protein of 272 amino acids. Lineage: Eukaryota; Viridiplantae; Chlorophyta; Mamiellophyceae; Mamiellales; Bathycoccaceae.
AUGACGCGAGCGUCGAAGCGUAAGGCGACGGUACCGAAGCCGACGACGAAGGCGAACGCGAAAGCAGGCACAAAGGAUAAGAAACCGACGGAGACGUCGAAGAAGGCUGAAAAGGUCGUGGCGGGUUCGCUCGCGGCGACGCAGAGCAAAGCUCCAGUGGAUCCGUUCGCAUUUGAGGAGGGUGAUGUGGUCGUCGGAUCGAUUUCCUUGACCGUAAAAUGGGUGAUGAAGGGGCACACGACAUCGGAGUGGACUUUCUCCGUUCCGGCUGACGCGACUGUCGACUCGUUGCGUAAGAUGGUCGAAGAGACAACGGACGGUGUUUUGAAGGCGCACGCAAUCAUUUUGAAGCACAAGAGCAAGGAAAUGGAUCGUACGAGCGCGCUACUGUCUGAUUACGGCAUCGGCGACGGCUCGGAAGUCGUACUCUUGCUCAACCACGAGGCGGGACCCGUCCCAGUGCCGCCGACAGCCGUGAACCACGGGUUCCCUGGAGAGCCGGUGGCGAAAAAGGCAAAGAAAGACAAGAAGGAGGGUCAGUCCGACAAGAAGCGUGAGCGUUUCACGAAGGCGGAGGCUGAAGAUCUCAUCAAGGGUGUCGAGUUGUACGGUUUGGGACAGUGGGCGCAAAUCAAGUUAGCCUACUUCAGGUCGACUCAACGUACGGGCGUCGAUCUUAAGGACAAGUGGCGUAACCUUGUGACUGCUUCGCAACGACCGCCUGGUUUCAAAUUCCGCGUCGAAUACUUGAACGAUCCAGCGUUCCUUGGUCACGUUGCCAAGGUAAACACCGACGCGUUGAGCAAGCAUCGUGAAUAA